Molecule: messenger RNA, 1370 nt
Organism: Nematolebias whitei (Rio pearlfish)
Lineage: Eukaryota; Metazoa; Chordata; Actinopteri; Cyprinodontiformes; Rivulidae
Gene: banf1
Product: BAF nuclear assembly factor 1
Exons: 3
Coding region: 128-400 (90 amino acids)
Molecular function (GO): DNA binding
Source: RefSeq, a predicted model, not a curated record
GCGUUCGCUUUGCAUUGUGGGCGCCGGUGUUCAUCUAGAAACGGAAACCAUAUAUAGGCAGAGUCAGCUCUCUUUUCUACGAGUUAUUUAUCCUGGUCGUGCCGAGAUCAGCACUCCUGUGGCAGUCAUGUCAUCUACAUCCCAAAAACAUAAAGACUUUGUGGCUGAGCCCAUGGGGGAGAAACCUGUAAAUGCUCUUGCAGGGAUCGGAGACGUCCUUGGGAAAAGGCUGGAGGAUAAGGGUUUUGACAAGGCGUACGUUGUCCUCGGGCAGUUUCUAGUUUUGAAGAAAGACGAGGAGCUUUUCCGAGAUUGGAUCAAAGACACAUGUGGUGCAAAUGUCAAACAGCAAGGUGACUGCUACGGCUGUCUGAAAGAAUGGUGCGACGCCUUCCUAUAAACCACAGAUUUCAAUCCUUUUUCUACUUCUGAUGUUCAAAAUGUACAUUACCUCUUGAGCAAUCUUGAGUCUGUUCAGCUGCAACACAUGUACACUGAAGCACUGUAUACACUAUAUAAUUUGUUAAAAUGACCUAUACACCCUUAUGAUGUUCAAGUUUAGUAAUUCAGAAAUGUUUGUUCACAGUCAAUAGCCCUUUUUAUGGAGGCAUUUAAACCCAUUUUAGAAGUUGGAAAUGUUAACUUUGCCUCACCAUGCAGGUUACAGUAAGUCACGUCACAGGUCUGCACAUUAGCAUGCCUGUACGCUGCGGAGAAAGUAUUGUAGUCUAAUGUUAUUACACAUGCUAAAGUACAAAUGUUUUCUGGAACGAGCGUGUGUUGAGCUGAAACUGGACUGUUUCCAGAUCAGCUGCUCGGUUUCAGAAUGAUCCAGGUGACUCGGAUCGUCCUCUUCACUGCCUGAUUCUGAUUUUAAUUUGUCAAGUUGAUUAAAAUACACGUUUUAAGCUCAUCAGUGCUUGUUCCGUCUGUAAACAAUCUCACCUGUAUGAGAUUUUGAUUAGUAAAUUCAACACCUCUUUCUCUUUGUUCAUCAUUCACAUACGUGAAGAUUCAGUACCUGUGCACACGUUUAACUCCAGUUUGCUUGCUCUAUUUUCUGACUGAUGUGAUUUAAGCUAAUAAAAAAAAAACACAUCGCAGUUUGAUUUCUCAGAAAAGCAGGCUGAAGUGAAAAUGUAGCAGACAUAUUUGAAACGAGUACUAAAUCUUGACUGAUGCUGCAGAAAUGUUUUACAGAUGUGUGUACAGAAGCUGCUGUUUUAACUUUUGGUCUUGCUAAAAAGAAACCAGUCUGAUCUGCUUUCACUUUGUUUGGAUCUGAGAGAGGGGAUGUGCAUAAAUAAAGAUGCUAAUGCAACAAACCCAAAUAUAAUUUAAUAAUAAAAUGCUGUGAUACCUGACAUAAA